Cavenderia fasciculata is the source of this 963-nucleotide messenger RNA. RefSeq lists its product as uncharacterized. Lineage: Eukaryota; Evosea; Eumycetozoa; Acytosteliales; Cavenderiaceae. Bases 1 to 963 code for a protein of 320 amino acids. The record is from RefSeq and is a predicted model, not a curated record. The transcript has 2 exons.
AUGCCACCUGGAAUGCGUUCACAGUAUUCUGCCACUUUCGAAAAAGAAGAAAUGAUCACAUCAUAUCAUAUAGGUAAAAAUAUCCCACCAGAGUAUGUACACUAUUAUCCCUCUCUUGACUUGGUACAGGGAUUUUUUGAACAUGCCUCUGAGAGAUUGAUUAGCCACUCCUAUUGUGACAUGUACUUUCGCCUCUUCCUAUCUAACACGGUGACAAUCGGUUACUGCCUUGACCAUUCUCUUGUAGGCCAGAAUACUCGUGAGUUUAGCAAUGCAUGGUUGUAUUGUUAUAGACACCAUACAGAGGGUGUGGCAUGCCAAGCCUCUAAAAACGACAACUGCAAUUAUAUUAUGGAUGAACUACUUUCAUCCUUUCCUCACAUUGAUAUAUUCGACUGGUCAUCAAGAUUAGGUCAACUUGUAAAAGAACACCGCACCUUAUCAAAGCGAAAGUCAUUACUUGCAAUGCCGCAGGAGAUAUUUGAUAUGUUGGAACUUGGCUUUAUACUUCAAAACGGAUGUAAUCAUGUCAAAGAGAAUCUUUUGUAUUUCUUUAAGCUCGAGAACUAUGAAAUACAGUUCAAUAUCGCUUUUGUACCAUCUACUAAAACAAAAGAAGAGAUUGAUCAAUUUCGACAACAGUUGGAUAUUGGUUAUGAUAUUGGUUUGUUUCAUUCAACCAACACUUUACCCACUCAAGAAGAAUUAGAUACAAACGGAUGUUGGAAAUCAGACAAACUAUUUUUUAUCAUCCUAAAGUCUAAAGAUGAAGAGUUUUAUCCAAUCGAUACGAUUUCAAACCUAUAUACACAAAAGAUCACAAGUACACAAUACUAUUAUUUAGAUAAUGGUGAACUUAUGGAUGAUUAUCCACCUCGAGCACUGUCUGACUAUUGCAUAUACUGGGAUAUCGGUUAUCCGCAUCGAGCACAGUCUUUUGACGAAUCCAAAUUUGAUGAAUAA